AUCUUCAAAUCUCCAUCCGCACCUGUUAUGAUAGUGACAAUUAGCAGAUUUGUUGUUAACAGUACAAAAUGUUAUAAUAGGCAUGAUGAAUGUUAUUUAAAAUUGUCUUUAAAAUGUAGAUUUAUAUUUAUUCGAACCCGAGGGAUCAUAUGGAAAGCCUAAAGUUGAGAGAACGUACGCACAUGUUCCUGCUUAGGUUAUUUUUUGUACCGUUUCAGUUUCGGGCUAAAAGAGGAUUAUUUCAUGAAAUUGGGCAGUUGAGAUGACACAAAACGAUUCCCACAGUUUUGAGUAUUGGUUCAUAGGCCUCCCAGCAUCCAAUGAUCCAAAAGAUGAAAAGGCAAAAGACACAAAGAUCAAAGAUCCUCUCGGGAAGAAUUGGGAAAAGGUGAACGAAAUAACGAAGAAAUUGUGUGAAAAUUUCCAUUUCCCGUUGCCAGAUUUGAGGGUGGGGACUUUGGACCAUUUGCUCACGGCUUCUGUUGAUCUAGAAAGAUUGGAAUCAGUCAUUGAAUCUGUAGCGUCUAAGAUAAGUCAAGCAUUAGCCGACGUAAUGGAAUUGAAAAUGGACCAAAUGGAAGAAUUCCUGAACGUGAACGGCGUUUCACUUCCAGAAUAUUUGCUCAAGUUCAGAUGGGAUCUAUCCAAAUAUUCGAUGAGGCAGACGCUGAAAGGCAUCGAAGACCAAAUAGAGAAACAAAUGGUGGGAUUAGAAAUGGAAACUAAAACACUUCAUUGCGAAUACGUAGCAGCGAGAACAGAACUUGCCUCAAUGGAGCGGUAUGAGAAAGGCCCCCUUCAUACGAGGAACGUGUCCGAAUUCGUUAAGAUGGAAGACUUCGUACUCAACUCGGAACACCUCAUUACCGUCCUGGUGGUCGUAUCCAAGACCAGCUACCAUGAUUGGUACAGUAGCUACGAGAAGCUAGACAACGAAGUGGUCCCUCGAUCGACGAACCUUCUUUUUGAAGAUUGCGAGUAUGGUCUGUUCAACGUCACACUAUUCAAGCGGCACCUAGACAAUUUCAGGGAGAAGGCCCACGAAAUGAAGUUCUACGUGAAGGAUUUCAUUUUUGACAGAGUUAGGAUCCAAGACGAGCGAGAUCGACUGACCAGCCUUCGGCAGAAGAAGGCGACCCUCAUAGGCCCUCUCAUCCGGGCCCUCAGGAUCAACUUCAGCGAAACCUACAUGUCCUACCUCCACAUCAAGACGAUGCGGGUCUUCGUCGAGUGCGCUCUCCGUUACGGGCUACCGGUCAACUUCCUCGGUCUCAUCAUGGUCACGCCUAAGAAGAAUAUUAAGAAACUUCGCGAUGUAUUGUUCAAAGAAUUCGCUUACUUGGAUGGUUCGCUGCCCAAGGAGGAAGUCAGAGAAGAGAAAAAGGUACAACCGGAUCAAGCUGCGCCAUCUCCCGACUACUUCCCGUAUGUGUGUAUCAAGGUCAACGUGGAGCCUCAAGAAUUCAAGUAAAUACAGUUACAAUUUUUUGUCCAAGAAUGAAAAUAAAAUGAGUAUAUAAUACAAUAUUAAAAAU
This is a messenger RNA of Nezara viridula (southern green stink bug), 1535 nucleotides long. The record is from the annotation of a GenBank genome assembly. NCBI's taxonomy places the organism in Eukaryota, Metazoa, Arthropoda, Insecta, Hemiptera, Pentatomidae.